Molecule: messenger RNA, 1277 nt
Organism: Stereum hirsutum FP-91666 SS1
Lineage: Eukaryota; Fungi; Basidiomycota; Agaricomycetes; Russulales; Stereaceae
Product: fragmin60
Exons: 5
Coding region: 33-1193 (386 amino acids)
Molecular function (GO): actin filament binding
Source: RefSeq, a predicted model, not a curated record
CUCAAGUAUCCUGGUAUUGAGGCAAAGUAAGCAUGGCCCACCUGACAAAACCCGAGAAAUAUAACAUCGAGGACUCGAACAUAGCCCUCUUUGGCUCAGAUAUCGAGAAACGAGUUCACGAACAUGCGGGAGAUAAGGAGCACGCUUGGGACAAGGCAGGAACUACUUCUGGUCUCCAAAUCUGGAGGAUCGAGAAGUUCACCGUUGUGGACUGGCCCAAGGAGCGCUAUGGAUCGUUCUAUGAUGGCGAUUCGUAUAUCGUCCUGCAUACAUACAAGAAGCAUCCAGAGUCUGAGACUCUUUCCUAUGACCUUCAUUUCUGGCUAGGUUCGGACACGACUCAAGACGAAGCUGGCACUGCUGCGUACAAAACGGUCGAGCUCGAUGAUCAUCUACACGGCGCACCAGUCGAACACCGUGAGGUCCAGGGAUACGAGUCUCCACGUUUCCUCUCGUACUUCCCUCGUUUCGUUACACUUCAAGGCGGAGUGGCGACUGGAUUCCAUCACGUCUCGUCUCCGCCACCUCUGGACCUUCACCGUCUGUAUAGGAUCGGCGUGAGUCACGAUUCCGCUCACCCCACCAAGUCCAGUCUCCUGGUCCGCCAGGUGCAGGCUGAGGCGUCAAGUCUGGUCGAAGGUGAUGUUUUCGUAUUGGACAAGGGUACGGAUGUGCUGCAGUUCAACACGAGCAGCAGUGUUGGGAAGGAGAAGUUCAGGGCGGCUGAGUUUGUGCAAUCGUUGGUAAAUGAGAGAGGCGGAUCGUGCAACUCGAUUGUCUAUGACGAAGGUGGAUCAGGCGCAGGCGUAUUCCUCGCCGAAUUCAAUAUCGAGGCCCUUCCUGAUCGGCAUCACAUUGCUGAAUCCUCCGAGGUCAUCCUUUCUCUAUUCCGCAUCACGGACGACUCCGGCAGUGUACAAUUCGAACACGUCUCGCCGCCCACGUUCUCCUCCCUUUCCCCUAACGAUGCAUUCCUACUCGACAAUACUGCCACAGCCACCCAUCCUACGGUUUAUGUAUGGAUUGGGAAGGAUGCUUCUCUCAAAGAACAACGCUUCGCGUUGAAGUAUGCACAGGUCCACUUAUAUGAAAAGAAGGCGAGAGGCGAGGGAAUGCACGUGGGUGCAAAUACUGUGAAGAUGAGAGAGGGGUAUGAGAGUGAGGAGUUUGUUCAAUUGCUUGGGGGUAUGUGAGAAAGUGCUCGAUCUAUAAAGAGGGACAGUACUCAGUAUCUAUGGAAUCUGGAUGUAUCAAGCGUCACGAAAUGUAUAUUCACU